Messenger RNA from Oncorhynchus gorbuscha (pink salmon), 1518 nucleotides. RefSeq names its product death-associated protein kinase 2b (gene dapk2b). Gene Ontology annotation, molecular function: protein serine/threonine kinase activity; ATP binding. The transcript is spliced from 11 exons. NCBI's taxonomy places the organism in Eukaryota, Metazoa, Chordata, Actinopteri, Salmoniformes, Salmonidae. Gene Ontology annotation, cellular component: nucleus; cytoplasm. Gene Ontology annotation, biological process: positive regulation of apoptotic process; protein phosphorylation; intracellular signal transduction. The record is from RefSeq and is a predicted model, not a curated record. Bases 82 to 1182 code for a protein of 366 amino acids.
ACAGGCAAUUCUCUCUCGUUGUGUCUGAAGACUGAAGACAGAGUUACAUGUUUAUCGUUUACGAGGACGUAUCGACCCUCAAUGAGGACAUUGGGCAUGGCUGUUUUCAAGCAACAGAGAGUAGAGGACUUCUAUGAGAUUGGUGAAGAGCUGGGGAGUGGCCAGUUUGCCAUCGUGAAGCGUGUCCGGGACAAGUGCUCGGGUCUGGAGUAUGCUGCCAAGUUUGUGAAGAAGUGUCAGAGCCGGGCCAGCAGGAGGGGAGUGAGGAGGGAAGACAUAGAGAGAGAGGUGGACAUCCUACAGCUGGUCACUCAUCCCAACAUUGUUGCGUUGCAUGAUGUCUACGAGACCCGCACUGACGUGGUGCUCAUACUGGAACUGGUGUCUGGAGGAGAGCUGUUUGACUUCCUGGCUCAGAAGGAGUCUCUGAGCGAAGAGGAAGCUACCCAGUUCAUCAAACAGAUCCUGAACGGAGUCCAGUUCCUCCAUGGCAAGAGGAUAGCGCACUUUGACCUCAAGCCUGAGAACAUCAUGCUGUUGGAUAAGAAUGUUGAUCUGCCGCGCAUCAAGCUCAUAGACUUUGGUCUGGCUCAUAAGAUGGAUCAGGUUGGGACAGACUUUAAAAAGAUCUUUGGAACACCUGAAUUUGUGGCUCCAGAAGUCGUCAACUAUGAGCCUCUGGGUUUAGAAGCAGACAUGUGGAGCAUCGGAGUCAUCACCUACAUACUUUUGAGUGGAGCGUCGCCGUUCCUUGGUGACUCGAAGCAGGAGACUCUAGGGAACAUCUCAGCCGUAGCCUACGAGUUCGACGACGAGUUGUUCAGCAGGACCAGUGAGCUGGCCAAGAGCUUUAUACGACAACUACUGGAGAAAGACACCAGAAAACGGUUGACAAUCCAUGGUGCUCUGAAUCAUCCCUGGAUACAGCCGUUGGACUCCAGACAGGCCCUGGUAAAGAGACAGUCUGUGGUCAACCUGGAGAACUUCAGGAGACAAUACGCCCGACGCAGGUGGAAGCUUUCCUUCAGAAUUGUGUCUCUCUGUAACCAUUUGACUCGUAUGAUGAAGAAAGGUCAUCCCAAGCUGGCAGCCCAGGACGAGAGGGACUGUGAGAGCGACCAGGAGACGGAGAUGAUCAUGAAGAAAAGACCCAGAACCAGGAAGAGAAGCAACACUUCCUGAAACCUGCCUAUCUUUUCUGAUUUGUUGAAUGUGUGUCUGUAGCACACAUGAUUGGUCCAAAAGCAGCCACAGAGACUAAUUCAAAAACUGCUGUCCAUACAAUGUCUUUUAUAUGUUGCACAGCAUUCUAAAAACACAUUUUCUGGGGCGAUAGAUGAAACACAUUGAUAGUGUUUCCUAUGGAGGGAUUUCAGCGCCAACAGAAAUGGUAUUUGAAUCCCUGCCUUCUGUAAAGCUAUCUAGAUUGUAGACAUGUACAUGUGAUAGGGGACAGGUUAGGGUUACAGGUUAGGAUAGGGGACAGGUUAGGGUUACAGGUUAGGGAUAGGGGACAGG